Molecule: messenger RNA, 3784 nt
Organism: Cucurbita maxima (winter squash)
Lineage: Eukaryota; Viridiplantae; Streptophyta; Magnoliopsida; Cucurbitales; Cucurbitaceae
Product: polyadenylation and cleavage factor homolog 4-like
Exons: 7
Coding region: 169-3132 (987 amino acids)
Biological process (GO): termination of RNA polymerase II transcription
Cellular component (GO): cytoplasm; mRNA cleavage factor complex
Molecular function (GO): RNA polymerase II complex binding; mRNA binding
Source: RefSeq, a predicted model, not a curated record
CCCGGCGAAGAAUUUAACUAAGUCACAGCGUAACUCUUUCUCUCUCUUCGGCGCUCUCUCUUGGUUUAUCUCUCUAGCUUCUUCUAUGGUGGGAACAAACCCUAAUUCAUUUCUCUUCCCUCCUUGGCGGGAUAAAAUUCUGAACUCAAUCGACACACUUUGUAUUUCAUGAAUCCUUUCAUGGAAUCGGAAAAGCUCUUAAUUUCACGAGGAAACCCUAGAACUUUAGCAUAUACAUCCGACCGCCCACUCCCCACCACCACCGGUAGGGCUAUGCCCAAUGAGUUGCCACAAAAGCCUUCCCCUUCAAUAGCUCACCGGUUUAGAGCUCAGCUAAAGCAGCGGGAUGACGAAUUCAGGGUUUCCGGCCUUGAUGUUGCGCCCCUUCCUACCACUGAGGAUAUCGUGCAGUUGUACGAGCUCAUGUUGUCGGAGCUCACUUUUAAUUCGAAGCCCAUCAUUACGGAUCUUACUGUUCUUGCUGAAGAGCAGAGAGAACAUGGGAAGGGCAUUGCCGACUUAAUUUGUUCGCGUAUUCUAGAGGUUCCGGUUGACCAAAAACUUCCUUCAUUAUAUCUGUUGGACAGCAUCGUUAAGAAUGUUGGGCACGAAUACAUCAAUUAUUUCUCGUCUCGUUUACCUGAGGUGUUUUGCGAGGCUUACAGGCAAGUUCAUCCUAAUUUGCACAAUGCAAUGCGUCACCUCUUUGGGACAUGGUCAACUGUGUUUCCACCUUCCAUCCUUCGGAAGAUCGAGGCUCGACUUUCUCAGCUAACAACACAAGAGACCUCAGCUUUGACAUCCUCGAGGGCUUCUGAAUCUCCUCGGCCAACUCAUGGCAUUCAUGUCAAUCCAAAAUACUUGCGUCAACUGGAACACUCAGUGGGGGAUAAACUUUUAGCUCUGCAGCAUAUCCCAGAAGCAAGAGGGGCCUCAACUCUAAAAGUUCAUGAUAAAAAACUUGCUCCCGGAUAUGAAGAGUAUGACUAUGAUCAUGCAGAUGGUCUUGAACAUGGUGGAUCUCAAGCGUUUAAUUCAAUGGGAAGCAUGAGCCAUGAUUCUUUUUCUCUUGGAACAAAUAAAGCAAAUAUAAAGCUAGCAAAAUCGUCUUUGUCUUCAAGGAUUGGACACAAUGGACCUCUACAAUCAGUUGGUGAUGAACUUGAAACGGUUAGAGCCUCACCAUCACAGAAUGUAUAUGAUUAUGAAGGUUUUAGAAUGAUUAAUAGGAAUGAGGAUACUAAUAAAUGGAGGAGAAAACAAUAUCCUGACGAUAAUAUUAAUGGACUUGAAAGUACUUCAUUUAAUAUUAGAAAUGGAUGUGCACUUGAGGGACCAAGAGCUUUAAUUGAAGCAUAUGGAAGCGACAAAGGAAAAGGUUAUUUAAAUGACAAUCCACCACAGGCUGAACAUUUUUCUAUGAAUGGUAUAGACAACAAGAUGACUCCAGUAACGUGGCAGAACACUGAAGAAGAAGAGUUUGAUUGGGAAGAUAUGAGCCCCACAUUAGCUGACAGAGGCAGAAGUAAUGAUAUGUCGAAGCCACCUGUCCCGCCUUCAAGAUUUAGGACAAGAUUAGGAUUUGACAGAUCAAAUGUUAUGUCUAUAGAGCCUGGAAUGAGAAACAAUUCGUCUCAUCAGGAUGUUUGGAGUAUGCACAGUCACCUUUCUCAGACAUCCCAGAACCUCGUAAGCACUAAAGGAACGGGAGGAAAUUUCCAGAUACCUUUAUUGGGGAGAGGCAUAGCUUCAUCUGGAGGUGAGAAGAUGUCUCCUUUUGUUGACAAGCUUCCGACCAAUGAUGCUUUACAUAGGCCUACCGUUGCUUCAAGAUUGGGUUCUUCUGCUCUUGACUCUAGCAUGGAGUCACAAUCAGUUGUACAGUCUAUGGGCCAAAGGCAUCCUGUGAAUCUUUCGGACUCUUGCCCACCCUCUAGGCCCCCUUUUCAUGUGCCAGGACACAAUAAGAGUCAGUUUGAGUCUUUAAAUGGUAGCAAUGCUUUCAUCAAUCGUGCAAAUAGGUCAUUUUUUCCUGAGCAGCAGAUGAAUAACGUGAGAAAUAAGGAGCUAAGUCAUACAACUAAGUCCCCACAAGUUGGUAAUCAACAUGGUGGGCGUAUUCUUUUGACUCAGGGAAAUCAAUUGCAGACCAUCCCUUUAAAACCACAAUUUCUACCAUCUCAGGACAUGCAUGAUAGUUUUAGUGCAUCAGCAGUACCUCCAGUGUUACCACAUUUAAUGGCUCCAUCUUUGAGUCAAGGAUACAGUUCUCAAGGACUUCGCCCUGGUAUUAGUGAGUGUUUGUCAAGUUCUGUCCCUAUUGGGCAAUGGAACUUGCCUGUUCAUAAUAGCCCCAGUAAUCCAUUGCAUUUACAAGGGCCGCUGCCACCCCUUCCAGCUGGGCCUCAUCCUACUAUCUCUCAAAAGGCAGGAUCCCUUGUUCCUGGCCAGCAACCUGGAACUGCAUUUUCUGGCCUGAUAAGUUCUCUCAUGGCCCAGGGUUUGAUCUCAUUGAACAAUAAAGCUCCUGUACAGGAUUCUGUUGGGGUAGAAUUCAAUCCAGAUGUACUCAAGGUGCGACAUGAUUCUGCAAUAACUGCUCUAUAUGCUGAUCUUCCUAGACAAUGCAUGACCUGUGGUCUUCGAUUCAAGACCCAGGAAGAGCAUAGUAAUCAUAUGGAUUGGCAUGUCACUAGAAAUCGUAUGUCAAAAAGUAGGAAACAAAAGCCUUCUCGAAAGUGGUUUGUAAGUACAAGCAUGUGGCUUAGCGGUGCAGAGGCUUUGGGAACAGAGGCAGUUCCAGGAUUUUUGCCUGCGGAGGUCAUUGUAGAGAAAAAGGAUGAUGAAGAACUGGCUGUGCCCGCCGAUGAGGAUCAGAAAACGUGUGCAUUAUGUGGAGAACCUUUUGAUGAUUUUUACAGUGAUGAAACAGAGGAGUGGAUGUAUAGGGGUGCUGUCUACAUGAAUGCACCUGAUGGACAAACAGCCGGCAUGGAUAGAUCUCAGUUAGGGCCCAUAGUGCAUGCUAAAUGCAGGACCGAAUCUAAUGUGGUUCCCUCAGAAAGUUUUGACCAAGAUGAACAAAGGGGAGUUAGUGAAGAAGGUAGUCAAAGAAAACGAUUGCGGAGCUAGCCUAGAUGGAUGUCUAUACUCUUGCUGUAGCUUAUACAAGUUUUUCCAAAUGAUCGCUUGUUCUCACAGUAGUAUAGCUAGAAUGACUUGGCUUAUGCUUGAAUCAUUGUAUAUUUUUAAAAUGGAAAAUUUCAUGCGCAAUAUGUAUAUUGCAAUCUAAAAGAGGCCAACCUUCAUCUUCUUUGCUGUGGAAUUUCCUUCAAGUCUUAGAUCUAAAUCCUCAUCUUUAAAGGGUUAGUAUUGUACGUUCGAAUUGAAUGCUUUAGUUCGGCAACAUCUUGUACGUUUUCCCCAUUGAAUGGGUUCGUGAAUCACGGCCAUUAAAUUGUGAUUCUUCAUGUAGAUCAAUAAUUUGAGUGGGAGUCCUACCUGCCCGUUACAUCUAUGCUAUGCUGUGUUUGACUUGACAUCUGCAGGGCGUUGAAUGGAGCUGCAGUUGCGGCUAUCAGAUCUUGCUCGAUGUUUAUUUCCAUUCAAAUGGAAGCCAAGAUACUCGCAAUGGACCAUGGACCACUCUUGUUUCUGGUUUUACUUCUUUUUUAAGUUUUUUCUUUUGGGGUGGGGGUUCAAAUUGUUAUGAAGUUUGGUUCAGAGUUUGUACUCCGACAAUUCUUGAACAAUACAGUAUGUUGAACUGUUUGAGUUACCAAUA